UCUGUCUUGCAGGAUCUCCCGGACCCUCCUGUGCCUGCAGCGCCCGCUCACCCGGACCUGGUGCUCCCGGGGAUCCCUUCCUGAAACAGAGACGGCUGAUUCGUUCCAGAAGAAACACUCUGUAUUAAUCGAGACUCAAAACCAGUAACGAUGGAGCAUUCUCACACGGGGAAGCAAACUGUAGUAACCCAAAGCUUGAAACAGACCCACAGCAAAGCGGAAUCCCAUAGAGAGGAGUCUCAUCAUUCAUCCCAUACAUCCAGGAAUGGAGCUGAUUCCAUUGAGCUCCAGGCUCACCAAGGCCAUGUUAAUGGAUCGCUGAGCCACCAUGAGACUCUAAAAGCCACUGAUGAUACCAAAGUCUCCCCCAGCAUUGGAGGUUUUAUAGUACCUCAUACAAAGGACAAAGUGAGCAUCUACCAGGCUUUGGUGGCGAAGCUUGUGACUGUGGAGGUGGCUGUGGCGCUGCUGGAGGCCCAGGCUGCUACUGGUGGCAUUAUCCAGGUGCCGGAUAACAAAAAACUAACUGUGGAAGCAGCUGUACAACAAGGGGUUGUCGGGCCCGAAUAUCGGCAAAAACUGAUUAUUGCAAACGGUGCAGCACUGGGCUAUAAAGACAAAGACGAGACAUUAUCUCUCUAUCAAGCAGUCAAGAAAGGUUUGGCUAGUAGAAAUGAUGCUGUGCGUUUCUUGGAGGCCCAAGUAGCCACUGGUGGGAUCAUCAACCAUGAGAUUGGGAACCGCAUAUCAGUGUGUGAGGCUCUGAAACUGAACUUCAUAGAUGAACAUCUGCUGAAAAUCCUUACCGAGAGUUCUGCACUGUCCAGAUGCUACCUUAACCCCAACACACAAGACUAUAGCACAUACCAGGAACUCGUGACCAAAUGCUUGACAGAUGUUGACACUGGGCUGCUACUGUUUCCGCUACACGAGACCCUGCAGGGACUGAGGAAGCCUGUGACGGCUGAGCAGCUAUUCGAAGCCAAUAUCAUUAACCAGGUUCAAUAUGACCAAAUCAGAAAAGGCAAUCAGACCAUACAAAGCCUUGGAGGACUGCAAGAGGUGCAUCAGUAUUUGCAAGGUCAGGCAAGCAUUGGAGGCAUCUACAUAGAGGGCACCAAGGAAAAAAUGAGUGUCUAUCAAGCCAUGAAGAAAAAUUUCCUUACGUCGGACACAGCACUUUCUCUUUUGGAAGCUCAGGCUGCCUCAGGCUCCAUUAUAGAUCCAGUAAAGAACAGGCGAUUCACCGUCACUGAAGCUAUCCAGGACGAACUGAUAGGACUCGAGCUCAAAGAGAAACUGCUGACAGCUGAACGAGCGGUGACUGGAUUCAACGACCCUUACACUGGCAAUAAGAUUCCCUUAUUUCAAGCCAUAAAGAAAGAGCUAAUUGACAAAAAGCUGGGUGUUAAUUUGCUUCAAGUCCAAGUUGCAACCGGAGGCAUCAUUGACCCAGUUCACAGCUUCCAUGUCCCAUUAGAGGUUGCUUAUAAGCGUGGUUUACUUGAUAAAGAGAUGGGAACCAUCAUAUUUGCCACAAAUAAUGACUAUUCUGGGUUCCUGGAUCCAAAUACUGAUGACUUGGUCACUUACCAGGAAUUACAGAAGCGAUGUAAAAUUGACCCUGAAUCCAAUACCUACAUAUUACCUGUGAAGAUCACAUUCAACGGCUUAAGAGGAAAGGUUACGAGUGAUGAACUGCUGGACUCCCAGAUCAUUGAUAAGACCAUUUAUGAACACCUACAUCAGGGCAAGAUCUCCAUUCAGGAUGUCGCUGCACAGGAGAACGUAAGACGAUACCUUCAGGGGACCGGGUGUAUAGCGGGAGUGGCCGUAGUAUCUACUAAUGAAAGAAAAAGCAUUUAUCAAGCAAUGAAAGAACAUCUUCUUAUGCCCGGUACUUCAAUAGCUCUGUUAGAAGCUCAGGCCGCCACCGGGUACCUGGUCGACCCUGUAAAGAAUCUAAAAUUCUCUGUGGAAGAUGCUGUGAAAAAUGGCCUCAUUGGGACAGAGGUUUAUGAAAAACUUGUCUAUGCAGAAAAAGCAGCCUUGGGCUACAAGGAUCCUUCUGGUGAAAAGCUUUCCCUCUUUCAAGCCAUAAAAAGAGGAUUUGUGAUUCAAAAUCAUGGACUACAUCUCCUGGAUGUCCAGCUUGCUACUGGUGGGAUUAUUGAUCCUUCAAAGAAGCAUCGUGUUCCAGAAGAUGUGGCGUACACACGGGGCAUCUUUGACAAAGACAUAAAUAAGUCUCUUCUUCACCCAACAGAUGACCUGAAAGGAUUUUUUGAUCCAAACUCAAAGCAAAACCUGACCUAUGGACAGUUACUGGAGACGUGUCUGGUUGACUGUCACACAGGACUCAACCUGAUUCCUGUGUUUGGCAAUGCCAAUGAUGCUCAGAAGACUCCACACUCCUUUAUAGAUUACCAACUCAAAAAGACUCUAGAUCAGAUAAAACUGACAGGAACAUCUGGAAAAUUCAAAGGACAAGUGGUUACCAUGUGGCAGCUUCUUUUCUCAGAAUAUUUCACCACUGAGUUCAGAGAAUCUCUCUUUAAGCAGUAUAAAUCAGGGAGUCUCUCAGUAGAAGAAUUGUCUAGCAAAGUCAAUGCUGCCAUUCAAGAUCUGGUGUCUUCUGCUAAGGUCACGUUUGAAGGACUGAGAGAAUCUGUGACUCCUGGGCAGCUGCUGGACUCUGAAAUUAUUGACAAGGAUUUGUUCAAAAAGUUGCAGCAAGGUGAAGCUUCUGCUAAGGAUGUGGGGAAUAUUGACACAGUCAAGAAAUACCUGCAAGGUACGGGAAGCAUUGGUGGACUCCUCUUAAGUGAUACUCAAGAAAAGAUUAGCAUCUACCAAGGAAAGAGAAAGGGCUUGCUAAUGCCUGGAACCUCCUUAAUUCUUCUUGAAGCUCAAGCAGCAACAGGUUACAUAAUUGAUCCUGUAAAAAACAAAAAAUACUCGGUUGAUGAGGCUCUGAAGGCAAACAUAAUUGGUCCGGAGUUCUACGAAAAGCUUCUUUCUGCAGAAAAAUCAGUCACUGGUUAUAAGGAUCCCUAUACUGAAGAAGUAAUUUCUCUGUUUCAAGCUAUGAGUAAGGAAUUGAUUGUCAAAGAUCAUGGCAUUCGACUUCUUGAAGCUCAAAUCGCCACUGGAGGAAUCAUAGAUCCCAUUAACAGCCAUCGGAUUCCAGUGAAUGUUGCUUACAAACGAGGAUAUUUUGACAAGAAGAUGAAUGUAAUACUCUCAGAUCCCAGUGAUGACACAAAAGGAUUUUUUGAUCCAAACACCUAUGAAAACCUCACGUACCUGCAGCUGAAGGAAAGAUGCAUCACAGACCCUUCCACCAGCCUUUGUCUUCUUCCACUGUACAGUCGAAAGAGUCAGCUGAGUAUUAAUGAUUACAUCAAGGAUUCUUUCAGGAACCUGGAUAUUUAUGUGAGAUAUGGAAGAUUUAAAGGGCAAACCAUCUCCGCCUGGGUUCUCAUAAACUCUGAGUAUUUCAGUGAAUGGAGAAGAAGAGAGAUUCUGGAACAGUUUAGCCUGAGGAAGUUAACAACUGAACAAGUCAUCUUAUUGAUUGAGGAAGAAAUAAAGAAAUGGACGGAGAUCUGUGUCCCAGCACUGAGGGGACAAGUAAACAUUUACGACUUGUUGGAGUAUGAAAUCAUUGACAAAGAUCUACUUGAACAAGUUUUAGAGGGUAAAUUACCAGCAGAUGAUGUCUUUAAAAUGGAGAAUGUUCAGAAGUAUUUGCGUGGUUCUGGUGCCCUUGGUGGUAUUAUCAUUCAACCAUCUAACCAAAAAAUAAGUUUCUACGAAGCAACAAAGAAGAGUAUCUUGCAGCCCAGUACAGUAUUACCUCUACUGGAAGCCCAGGCAGCCACUGGCAAUAUCAUAGACCCAGUCAGCAACCAAAGACUGUCUGUAGAUGAAGCCCUCAAAGCAGAGGUUAUUGACCCACAUAUUUACAACACGCUUGUGUCUGCAGAAGAAGCAGUGACUGGUUACAAGGAUCCAUUUUCAGGACAGAAAAUCUCACUCUUCCAAGCCAUGAAGAAAGGCCUUGUAGAAGAAAAGCAUGCCAAACAGCUUUUGGAAGUCCAACUAGCCACUGGUGGAAUAAUUGACCCUAUACACAACUUCCAUGUUCCAACUUCAGUGGCCAAGAAACUUGGUUAUAUUAAUGAAGAAGUGCAUGAAAGCCUGUCUAACCCUACUGAUGACUCCAAGUCUUUUGUUGACCCUAUUACCAAAGAAAGUGUUACUUACACAGACCUCCUCAGUCGGUCACAGAAAGAUGAAUCCACUGGUAUGUACUUGCUUCCAUUGCCCCAAGAUUUUGCUGAAGUUCAGAAUGUUUAUACUGAUGAGGAGGUACAACAAGCAUUUAGAAAGACCAUAAUUGAAGAAAGAAACAAGACCGCUUGGGAACUGAUUCACUCCGGAUACUUCACAGAGGAGCAAAGGUUUAAAAUCCUGGAGAAAUACAAGUUUAAGAAAGUGUCUAUGGAGGAGCUGAAAGCAGAAAUUUUGAAAACUGUCAAGAACAAUGAAAUCAUGAAGACCACACAAACAAGUUUUGAAGGGCUACGAGGGAAAGUGCCAGUGGUAUGGCUUCUGGACCUGGGAAUUAUCACACAGAAAACAUUCGAUGAACUUAUUCAAGGUAUCAAGUCCAUUGAAGAAGUCUCGGAAUUGGAUGACGUUAAAAAAUGUCUACAAGGCACGGGGUGCAUCACAGGAGCUUUUCUACCAUCAACAAAGGAGAAGAUGAGUAUUUAUCAAGCCAUGAAAAAGGACCUCAUAAUGCCUGCCUAUGGUCUAAUGCUUCUAGAAGCACAAGCUGCAACUGGAUAUGUCAUUGACCCAAUAAAUAAUGAGAAACAUACAGUGGACAGUGCUGUAAGGUCUGGUAUUGUGGGGCCUGAACUUCAUGAAAAACUACUGACUGCAGAAAGAUCAGUGACGGGAUACAUUGAUCCUUAUACAGGAAACAAGAUAUCACUGGGUGAAGCUAUAAACAAAGAAUUGAUUCCAGAAAAGGAAGGGCUUCCACUUCUCCAAGCCCAGUUAGCUGCUGGAGGAAUUGUUGAUCCUCAUCAUUGCCACUAUGUCCCAUUGCAAGUCGCUCACAAAAUGGGGUUUCUGGAUAAAGAAAUCUCCAAACAAACCAAUGCUCUGAAAAUUUACUUUGAUCCAAACACUAAAGAAAAACUAAAUUACCAGCAACUGAAAGAAAGAUGUUUCACUGACCCUGAAACCGGCUCUUUGCUUCUCUCUCUUAAGGAAAAUGUGGCCUCCUAUGCUGAAGAACAUCAUCUCAUUGACAUGCUAAAAUCGGUAACAGUUAAAGUCAACAGUGGACGAUUCAAAGGCCAAACCGUGUCUCUGUGGGAACUUCUGAAUUCAGAGUAUGUGUGCAUUGAUAAACUUAAAGAACUCCUUCUUCUUUACAAAAACAGCAGUUCUGAAGCUCUACAAGAGAUCAUAAUGACCAUCACCAACAUCAUUGAGGAAACAGAUGCAAGCAGCACAAAAAUAAAAUUUAAAGGCCUUCGAAAACAGGUGUCUGCAGGGGACCUCUUCCAGUCAAAUGUCAUAGACAAGACAACUCUGGACGAGCUUAAUCUAGGAAAGAAAACCAUAAGUGAAGUGACAGAAAUGGACAGUGUGAAACGCUAUCUAGAAGGUACAAACUGUAUUGCAGGAGUUCUCCUACAGUCCACCAACACCAAGAUGAGUAUUUAUGAUGCAAUGCUCAAACGCAUUCUGAGACCUGGAACUGCUUUGGUUCUCUUAGAAGCUCAGGCAGCCACUGGGUUUAUUGUGGAUCCAGUUAAGAAUAGGAAGCUAUCAGUGGAUGAUGCGUUGGCUGAAGGGAUAAUAGGGCAUGAUGUGCAUGCUAAGCUGCUGUCUGCCGAACAAGCUGUAACCGGAUACCGCGACCCAUACACGGAAGACAAAAUUUCCCUCUUUCAAGCCAUGCAGAAAAACCUGAUAGUUGACUGUCAUGCAAUUCGUCUUCUGGAAGCUCAGAUUGCUACAGGAGGUAUUAUUGAUCCAGUGCAUAGUCACAGAGUUCCUGUAGAAGUGGCCUAUAAGCGUGGUUACUUCAAUGAGGAGAUGAAUAGAAUCCUUUCAGAUCCCAGUGACGACACUAAAUGUUUCUUUGACCCGAACACUCAUGAGAACCUGACCUAUCUUCAACUCUUAGAACGAUGCGUCCAAGACCGUGGAACAGGAUUGUAUCUCCUGCAGGUAGUAAAGGAGAGAGCUAACUACUUCUAUAUCACUGACCAAAUGAAAUCAGAUCUAACCUCAAAACACAUCAGAUUGCAGGUUGGAAAAUUUGCCGAUCAGACAGUAACCAUCUGGGAAAUCCUUUCCUCCCAUUAUUUUACAGAGAUGAAAAAGAGAGAGUUGGUUAGAUUUUACACAAUGGGUGUGCUAACCAUAGAGCAACUAAUCUCCAGCAUCACCACGAUCAUUGAGGAGUUUGAAGCCGAAAGUAGCACCUUGAAAUUCCAAGGAAUCAGGGGUGAAGUGAGUGCUACAGAGUUGUACAACUCAGACAUAAUUAACAAAAAGACCAUGGAUGACCUGAAGGAAGGUAGACAAACUGUAGAAAGUGUAUCUCAACAGGAAAAUGUUAAGAGAUAUCUAAAAGGAAGCGGAUGUAUUGCAGGUGUUCUGACCCUACCAAACAAUGAGACCAUCAGUAUUUUUGAGGCUGUGAAAAGAGGUAUUCUAUCUAGAGACAUUGGCUUAACUCUCCUGGAGGCUCAAAUCUCAACAGGGUUUCUUGUAGAUCCCUCAAAGAAUCAAACCCUCUCGCUAUCUCAGGCAUUGUCUGCAGGCCUGGUUAGUGAGGCUGAUCAUCAGCAGCUUGACAUUGCUGAAAAAGCAUUCAGUGGAUUUAGUGAUCCGGAAUCUGGUAGAAAAAUCUCUCUCUUCCAAGCAAUCAAGCAAGGAAUCCUACCCAAAGAGCAGGGAAUUCCCCUUCUGGAAUCCCAACUGGCUACGGGCGGUAUUGUCGAUUUUAUUAACAGUCAUAGACUUCCUUUACAUGUGGCCUACAGAAAGGGUUAUUUAGAUGAAGACCUUUACAUUCUGAUAUCCGAUUCUGUUAAUAGCAGAAAAGGAUUUGUGGACCCCAACACCUAUGAAAGAAUUACAUACAAAAAUUUGCUGGAGCGAUGUGUCAAAGAUCCAAACACCGGAAUGUAUUUAGUACAAGUGGCUGAGAAACGUGAUGACUAUUUCUAUGUUGAUGACCUGACUAAAAACAUUUUGAUGUCAACUAAUGUGAAGAUGGACAAAGGCAAGUUCAAAGGUCAGGAUAUUUCAUUGUGGGAUCUCUUGUGCUCCUCCUACAUUUCUGAAAAAGAACGAAAAGACUUAAUUAAAAACUACAAGUCGAAGACUUCAACUACAAUUAAAGACAUAACUAGCAUAAUUCUAGCGAUCAUCGAAGACCAGGAGAAAGGUCAGAAUGACAUCUGGUUCCAAGGAUUGAGAAAACAGGUCACUGCAGUAGAGCUCUUUGAUGCAGGUAUAAUUAGCAAAGAGACUCUUGAUGGAUUGAAGCAGGAGCCAAAGACGGUGGUCGAUGUAGCAAAAACGGACUCCAUUAGAAGAUAUCUUGAGGGGAACAGUUGCAUUGCAGGCUUAUUUGUCCGAUCAAAACAUGAUUCAACCCAAAUGGAAAAACUGAACAUCUAUCACGCAAUGCAGCGACGCUUAGUGAGACCUGGAACAGCUCUGAUCUUGCUGGAAGCACAGGCUGCUACUGGGUUUUUAAUUGAUUGUGUAAAUAACAGAAAACUUUCAGUUGAAGAUGCUUUACCUGCUGGACUCAUUGGCCAUGAGAUCUAUGAAAAACUUAUACGUGCAGAAAAAGGAGUAACCGGCUACACAGAUCCCCACACAGGUGACAAAAUCUCCUUGUUCCAAGCCAUUCAGAAGGAUCUAAUUGUUAAAGAGCAUGGCAUUCGCUUGCUGGAAGCCCAGAUUGCUACUGGUGGCAUCAUUGACCCAGUGCACAGUCAUCGUAUCCCAGUGGAAGUCGCAUACAAACGAGGUUACUUUAAUGAAGAAAUGAACCAGAUACUUUCAAACCCCACUGACGACACAAAAGGAUUCUUUGAUCCGAACACUCAUGAGAACCUCACCUAUCUGCAACUCCUCCAGAAAUGCACUCAAGACCCAGACACUGAAUUAUAUAUGCUGGAAUUAAAACACAGCAACGUUUCCUUACCCCAAAUCCAAACUACAUUAAAGUCCAAAAUGAUUGAAGUCACUAUUGGAGAAUUUAAAGGAAACCGCAUUUCCAUCUGGGAGCUCCUAAACUCUAAAGACAUUUCAAAAGACAAACGAGAGGAGCUUUUGAAGAAGUAUGAGUCUGGAGUACUGACUAUUGAAGACAUUAUAACUAUAGUCACCAAAAUCUUUACAGGAGAGGUAGAUGGAACCCACGACGAUACAGACUCAUCUAAACGAGAUGUGCCACUUCAGGAGCUCCUCCAGGCAGAAGUAGUGUAUGUCUCCGUGGGGGACUUUAAAGGACAGAGCCGAUCAUUGUGGGAGCUUCUAAAUUCACGUUAUUUCUCAGAAGAUAAACGGAUAGAAAUCCUUCAAAGGCUGAAAAAUGGGACCCUAACCAUUCAGGAAACUACUGCAUAUGUCAUUAAGGUCAUCACUGAAGCAGAGUCUAAAACUGAUAUAUUCCAGCAAAAGGGAAACGAAUUGGAAGCAGAAUCUUCUCCUCUUCAAGAUGAUGAAAUUCAGAGAGCUCUGCAAAGCAUAAGCAUGCAUGUCAAGAAAGGACAGUACGCAGGACAAGAGGUUUCUGUGUGGAAUCUUCUUCACUCCAGAUACAUCCCUGAAGAGAUACAACACGAGUUGUUAGUAGAUUACAGGGUGUCGGUCCAAAACAUCAUGGAGUCAAUUAAAGGGGCUGAUCAAGCUUCAAGUCUCCAAUAUAAUUUGAAAGAAGAAGUUUACAACACUCUGCAGACGGUCAAGACUGUUGUCACUGAAGGCAAGUUUAAGGGGCAGACACGAACACUGUGGGAUCUGCUCCACAGCAACUACUUUUCAAAGAAGAAGAAACAGGAGCUUCUGGAACAGUUUAAUUCUGGGGCGAUAAGUGUUGACAAACUGAUUCAAAUUAUCAUCACAAUUAUUUCCGAAACAGAAGAACGUAGCAAAACAUUGUCAUUUAAGGGCCUCAGAAGACAAAUUUCAGCAAAUGAACUGCUCACAUCAAAAAUCAUUGACCAGAACAUGUUGACAGAGCUGGCUCAAGGAACAAAGACUGUGGAAAUGGUGACUCAAAUGGACAGCGUAAAGAGGUACCUGGAAGGAACAAACUGCAUUGCAGGAGUGCUUGUACCAUCUCUGAAAGAUCCUUCAAAGAAAGACAAGAUGACUAUAUAUAAUGCCAUGAUAAAGAACAUCCUUAGACCAGGGACAGCACUUAUCCUUCUUGAAGCUCAGGCAGCCACUGGGUUUAUCAUUGACCCCAUCAAUAAUAAGAAGCUCUCUGUGGAUGAAGCUGCUGCUGUUGGUAUAAUUGGCUCAGAACUUCAUAAGAAGCUGCUGUCUGCAGAAAGAGCAGUAACUGGUUACACUGACCCAUACACUGGAGACAAAAUCUCCCUUUUCCAAGCCAUGCAGAAGGACCUUAUUGUGAAAGAUCAUGGCAUUCGUCUUCUCGAAGCUCAGAUUGCCACUGGAGGCAUCAUUGACCCAGUGCACAGUCAUCGUGUUCCUGUUGAGGUUGCUUAUAAACGUGGCUACUUCGAUGAAGAGAUGAAUCAGAUCCUUUCUGAUCCCACAGAUGACACUAAAGGAUUCUUCGAUCCAAAUACUCAUGAGAACCUCACCUACCUGCAGCUGGUCAGCCGAUGCAUUCAAGAUCCAGAUACCAGACUCUACAUGCUGGAUAUGAAAGACAAAAAAGCUUUUACAACAGGCAAGACCUGGGAGGCUUCCUUGACAUCAAAAACUCUCCAAGUUAAAACCGGGAAGUAUAAAGACCAGACUGUUUCCAUCUGGGUACUCCUCCAGUCUGAAUAUUUUACGGAAGAAAAGAGGCAAUGGCUACUAAACCAAUACAAGUCGAGAACCAUAAAAAUAGAGGAUCUUAUCACAACUAUUGUAAAGACCAUUGAAGAACAGGAACAGAAAACAAAGGGUCAGGUCGUGAAUGGAUCCAGCACAACUCAACUAGAGCAAGGAGAAAGGCAGAAAGAUGAGCUAAACGCUGAGUUAGUAGAAGAUGCCAAAGACAAGUUCCAGGAGCAAAAGAUCUCAGAGACCAAAGAGAAGAUGGCAAUUUCUGUGGAGACUGACAGCAUCUCGUCUAUCCCAGAUAAAGCAGUAGAGACAUCUACCAAUAAAGACCUCCAUAAAACUUUAAAUAUCUUUAUUGUUCAAGUGAAAACAGAAGGAUUUCAAAGUGGAAGGGUGUCUCUUUGGGAUUUUCUUCAUUCCAAAUACAUAUCAGAAGAACAGAGAAAUACCCAGCUGAACAAAUACCAGAUCUCUUUAGAAAAAGUUAAACAAACCAUUCUAAAAUUAAUUGAAAAUUCAGAAACAAAAAGUGAUAAGAAUAUACAAGAAUUAGAAAGUAAGCUCAUUGUGGUCACUGUCGGAGAAUUCAAAGGACAAAACCUCUCUGUAUGGUUUCUUCUUCACUCUAUAUACAUCUCCGAGGGAGAGAGAAAAAGACUGAUGGAAAAAUACAGUUCAGGGGCAUUAACCUUGGAGGAACUUAUAAAAAACAUCAUAACUAUCAUUGAACAGACUGAAAAAAGUAAAAAUGUGAAGUUUGAGGGCUUCAGGAAAGAGGUGACAGCCGCUGAACUGCUGCAAUCUGAAAUCAUUGAUGAGAAUACUCUGAAUGAGUUGACCCAAGGGAGUAAGACAGUCGAGGAGGUGACUCAGAUGGACAGUGUUAAGAGAUAUCUUGGAGGAACUAGCUGUAUCGCUGGUGUGUUUGUGACCUCAAAGAAAGAUCCUUCACAAAGAGAAAAAAUGACCAUUUAUGACGCUAUGUUGAAGAGGAUACUACGACCUGGAACAGCUUCGGUUCUCCUUGAAGCUCAAGCAGCUACUGGAUAUGUGAUAGAUCCUAUUAAGAACAAGAAGCUUUCUGUAGAAGAAGCUUUAUCUGCAGGACUGAUUGGCCGUGACAUUUAUGAUAAAAUGUUGUCAGCAGAACGAGGAGUUACUGGCUACAAGGAUCCAUAUACUGGUGAGAAAAUCUCAUUAUUCCAAGCAAUGAAAAAGGACCUUAUAGUGAGAGAUCAUGGAAUCCGCCUUCUAGAAGCCCAGAUUGCCACCGGAGGUAUCAUCGACCCAAUACACAGUCAUCGUGUCCCUGUGGAAGUUGCAUACAAACGAGGUUACUUUGAUGAAGAAAUGACCCAGAUCCUUUCAGACCCCAGUGAUGAUACAAAGGGAUUCUUUGAUCCAAAUACUCAUGAGAACCUCACCUACCUGCAGCUCCUCCAGAGGUGUGUGAAGGACCCAAAGACUGGCCUUAACAUGUUGGAGGUCAGGCUGGACAAGCUUCCAUCUACCAAAAUAAGCGUAGAGAGUAUAUUGAAGUCAAAAACUACUACAAUCACAAAAGGUCAGUUUAAAGGAAAGGAUAUAACGAUCUGGGAAAUGUUACAUUCGGAACACAUUUCAGCCGAACAAAGAGAAGAACUGAUUAAAAAGUACAAUUCUGGGGCUUUAUCCAUUAAUGACCUUAUUAGUGUACUCACAAAAAUUAUUCAUGAAAUGGAGGAGACGUCGUCUACAGACACAACCGUUCAGACAUUGCUCCAUUCACCAUCUCUUGACAAGUCUGUGGGCAACAUCAUCACUGAAACUGUGGCUCUGAAUACUCUGACUGUUUCUCAAGAUAUUGCAGCAGAUCAGCCAAAAGAGUAUGACCUACAGGAGGAUGGGAUUCAGAAGGCUCUUCAGAGCAUCAGCAUUCAUCUCCUAAAAGGACAGUAUGCAGGACAGCAGAUAUCUGUGUGGGACCUAAUUCACUCUAGAUACAUUCCAAAGCCCAAAAGGCAAGAACUUAUAGGCAACUAUACGUUAACUGUAGAAGACAUAAUAAAGAUAGUUGCACAGUCUAUUGAAAAGGCAGAGGAAAAAAUCAGCAAGUCGACCUUAACAGCAGAUUACAAACUGAAGGCAGAAACCUAUAAUACUCUGCAGACUGCACAGACUGAAGUAACUCUGGGGGAGUUUAAGGGUCAGAAACAUUCAGUGUGGGAUCUAUUGGAUACCAAAUAUUUUUCUAAAGAAAAGAAAUCAGAGCUGCUUAAAAAGGUUGAUUCUGGAGCAAUUAGCAUUGAUGAACUUAUUAAGAUUGUCACCACCCUUAUAGAGGAGACAGAGCAGCAUAGCAAGAACUUGAAAUUUAAAGGCCUCAGACGACAAGUUACAGCAACGGAGCUGCUUGCAUCAGAAAUCAUUGAUCAUGAUACAUUGACAGAGCUGGCUGAUGGACGAAGGACUGUGGAAGAGGUGACCCAAAUGGACAAUGUAAAGAGGUACCUGGAAGGAACAAGCUGCAUUGCAGGAGUGCUUGUACCGUCCCUGAAAGAUCCUUUGAAGAAGGACAAGAUGACUAUAUAUAAUGCUAUGUUAAAGAACAUCCUUAGACCAGGGACAGCACUAAUCCUUCUUGAAGCUCAGGCAGCCACCGGAUUUAUCAUUGACCCAGUGAAUAAUAAGAAGCUCUCUGUGGACGAAGCUGCUGCUGUUGGUAUAAUUGGCUCAGAACUUCAUAAGAAGCUGCUGUCUGCAGAAAGAGCAGUAACUGGUUACACUGACCCAUACACUGGAGACAAAAUCUCCCUCUUCCAAGCCAUGCAAAAGGACCUUAUUGUGAAAGAUCAUGGCAUCCGCCUCCUUGAGGCUCAGAUUGCCACAGGAGGCAUCAUUGACCCAGUGCACAGUCAUCGUGUUCCUGUUCAGGUUGCUUAUAAACGUGGCUACUUCGAUAAAGAGAUGAAUCAGAUCCUUUCUGAUCCCACAGAUGACACUAAAGGAUUCUUUGAUCCAAAUACUCAUGAGAACCUCACCUACCUGCAGCUGGUCAGCCGAUGCAUUUAUGAUCCAGAUACCGGACUCUACAUGCUGGAUAUGAAAGACAAAAGAGCUUUUCCUAUAGGCAAGACCUGGGAGGCUUCCUUGACAUCAAAAACUCUCCAAGUUAAAACCGGGAAGUAUAAAGACCAGACUGUUUCCAUCUGGGUACUCCUCCAGUCUGAAUAUUUUACGGAAGAAAUGAGGCAACGGCUCCUGAACCAAUACAAAUCAGGAACCAUAACAAUAGAGAAUCUUACCACAACUAUUGUGAAGACCAUUGAAGAAUGGGAACAUAAAAUAACCAGUGUGGUCAUAAAGGAAGCAAGCGCCACUCCACUAGAGCAAGGAGAAAAGCAGAAAGAUCGACUGAAGUCUGAGUUAGUGGAGGUCACCAAAGGAAAGCUCCAGGGACAAAAGGUCUCAGUGUGGGAUCUUCUGCACUCUGACUACAUCGCAGAGUGUAAAAAGGAGGAGAUCCUGCAGAAUUAUUCUUCUGGGGUCUGGAAUCUGAAGGAGGUCAUUAAAAUUAUCACUUUGAUUAUCACAGAGGCUGAGGAGAGCUCCAUUACUAUUGACCACAUAGAAACUGAUGGAAAUGUCUCUGCACCACAGUUAGAUGAGAGUAUAACAAGUAUUAAUUGUGAACUCCACAAAGCUCUGAAUGCAAUUAUUGUCAGCUUCACAAGAGGAGAAUUUAAAGAACAAAAAACAUCUCUUUGGAAAGUCCUCCACUCCAAAUAUGUCUCAGAGGACAAACGGAAGGAACAACUGAGCAGACACCAGGUUACAGUAGAGAAAGUGAAGCAAACUGUUGUACAGUUAAUAGAGGAUUAUGAACAAAAAAGUGUCCAAGAAAUACAAAAAGAAUUGGAAUUAAAAUUCACCGAAGUAAGUAGUGGGGAAUUUAAGGGUCAAAACGUCUCUGUAUGGCUCCUUCUUCAUUCUAAGUAUAUCACAGAAGAAAAGAGGCAAGAACUCCUUAAAAAGUAUAUGUCCGGUGCAUUAGCCAUGGAGGAACUUUUGAAAAUCAUCAUAACAAUUAUUGAAGAAACAGAAAGAAGUCGCAAUCUGAAAUUUAAGGGCUUCAGGAGGCAGGUGACAGCCACUGAGCUGCUGCAAUCUGAAAUCAUUGAUGAGAAUACUCUGAAUGAGUUGACACAAGGCAGUAAGACAAUCGAAGAGGUGACUCAAAUGGACAAUGUUAAGAGAUAUCUUGGAGGAACUAGCUGUAUCGCUGGUGUGUUUAUGACCUCAAAGAAAGAUCCUUCACAAAAAGAAAAAAUGACCAUUUAUGAUGCUAUGUUGAAGAGGAUACUACGACCUGGAACAGCUUUGGUUCUCCUUGAAGCUCAAGCAGCUACUGGAUAUGUGAUAGAUCCUAUUAGGAACAAGAAGCUUUCUGUAGAAGAAUCUUUAUCUGCAGGACUGAUUGGCCGUGACAUUUAUGAUAAAAUGUUAUCAGCAGAACGAGGAGUUACUGGCUACAAGGACCCAUAUACUGGUGAGAAAAUAUCAUUAUUCCAAGCCAUGAAAAAGGACCUUAUAGUGAGAGAUCAUGGAAUCCGCCUUCUAGAAGCCCAGAUUGCCACCGGAGGUAUCAUCGACCCAAUACACAGUCAUCGUGUCCCUGUGGAAGUUGCAUACAAACGAGGUUACUUUGAUGAAGAAAUGACCCAGAUCCUUUCAGACCCCAGUGAUGAUACAAAGGGAUUCUUUGAUCCAAACACUCAUGAGAACCUCACCUACCUGCAGCUCCUCCAGAGGUGUGUGAAGGACCCUGACACCAGUCUGUAUAUGUUAGAUGUGAAGGAUAGCAAGCUUGCUAUACAAAGAGAACAAAAUUUCAAGUAUGUUCUACAGUCUAAAACCAUACACAUUGAUAUGGGGAUGUUUAAAGGAAAAUACGUGUCUGUUUGGGACCUACUACAUUCUAAAUAUAUACCUGAGAGCAGGAGGGAAGAAUUACUAGAGAAGUUCAAGUCAGGAACAUUGACAAUUGAAGAAAUUAUCAACAUAGUCUUAUCUAUGAUCCACAAAUCUGAAAAUGCAUCCUCAAAGACUGAAGUAUCCCAAAAGGAGGAGGAAAAAGUUUCAUCAGCUCCCCUUGAUGUGGAUCAUUGGCCAUCUCAGGAACAACUACAAAAAGCUCUACAAGCAAUUCCAAGUGACUUGUCAGAAAAACCAUCUCAACAAGAGAGUGUUUCAGCCUGGGAUCUUCUAAACAGUAAGGGUGUGCCAAAGGAUAAGAAGAAUGAACUCCUACAGACAUAUAAGCGUUCUGUCAGAGAGGUUAUGAGUACCUGUAGCAGCAUCCUUAAAGAAAAUUCUGGCGAAGCUUCUGAAGUUAUCAAUAUUAAUGAAGAACAGAAAAAAACAUUGCAGUCCACCAUGGUCCAGGUCUCAAUAGGUCAUUUUAAAGGGCAAAUCGUAUCCGCGUGGGAUCUCCUACAUUCCAACUAUUUCACAUCUAAGAAAAGAAAAGAUGUUGUGUUAUCAUAUACAGCAGGAACAUUGACUGUUGAGGAGAUUAUUAAGAUGAUCAUAACUGUCAUAGAGGAGACUGAGGAAAGGACCAGACAUUUGCAAUUCAAAGGACUCAGAAGACAAGUUUCAGCCACAGAGCUGCUGAGUUCUGAAAUUAUUGACCAGAGAACACUAAAUGAACUGACUCAGGGCAGCAAGACCCUUGAGGAGGUGACGAAAAUGGACACUGUAAAGAGAUAUCUGGAAGGCACUGGCUCAAUUGCUGGAGUCUUUGUUCCAUCCAAAAAGGAUCCAUCAAAGAAGGAGAAAAUGAGCAUUUAUCAAGCUAUGUGGAAGCAAUUCUUACGGCCGGGGACUGCGCUUGUGUUGUUAGAAGCUCAAGCAGCAACAGGAUUUAUUAUUGAUCCCAUUAACAAUAAAAAGUUAUCAGUUGAUGAGGCGGUAUCUGCUGGAGUCAUUGGAAAAGAACUUCAUGCCAAACUUCUAUCUGCUGAGCGGGCUGUGACCGGCUACAAUGACCCUUAUACAGGGGGAAAGAUUUCUCUGUUCCAAGCAAUAAAGAAAAAUCUGAUUGUGAAGGAACAUGGUAUCCGUUUGCUGGAAGCACAGAUUGCUACUGGUGGCAUCAUCGAUCCAGUACACAGCCACCGUGUUCCAGUGGAGGUAGCAUACAAACGUGGCUACUUUGACAAAGAAAUGAACCAAAUCCUUUCUGAUCCAUCCGAUGACACAAAAGGAUUCUUUGACCCUAAUACUCAUGCCAAUUUAACCUAUCUGCAGUUACUCCAGACAUGCACCCAAGACCCAGAUACAAAACUUUGCAUGUUGGAAGUCAAAGACUCCAGGUCACCACUUUUCCAGAUUGAUCAGGCAAAGCAAAAGAUCUUGCAGACACAGACUGUGGAGAUCAAGAUUGGACAAUACCAAGGCCAAAAGUUCUCUCUUUGGGAACUUCUUAGCUCUCAUCAACUUGUAGACCUAGAAAAAGAAAGGCAAGGACUGCUGGCGAAAUAUAAAUCGGGAACUAUAACUGUAGAAAAUCUCACAACCAGUCUAAUAUCCUUAAUUGAACAAAUGGAAGCAAAAAGAAAUGUCCAUUCUCUGGAGCAGUCCUCUACCAGCACAUCUGUCCAUGAAAGUGACGCUCAGCAGGCAAACAAGAGAGUUCAGACCCAGAACUUUCUUAAGUCUGUGGACCUCAAUGUGACCGUAGGUCCACUCAAAGGUCACAAAAGUUCCCUAUGGGAAUUACUGAAUUCUUCAUAUAUUACAUCUGAGAAAAAGAAUGAACUUGUCACAGGGUAUGAAAGUGGAAAACUUUCACUUGAAGAUCUAAUGAAAUGUAUCAUCGAAGUCUUUGAGAAAACUGAGACGGUAUCCAGUCACAAUACAGUCGUAGUAUCUGCUGCAAAGACAGAUACGGAGUAUCCAAAGGCAAUCCACAACUCAUUGCAAGCAUUUUCGUCUGAUAAUUAUAAUAAUGAUUUUUCAGGUCAAAAUACUACAUUGUGGGAUGUUCUACACACUAAACCCAUAACCCAGAACACACGCUGGGAACUGCUCAAAAAGUACUACACCACGGUAAAAACAGUCGUUACUACACUAAACGAUCUGGUGCAUAAGAAAGCCCUGGCGGAGAAACAAGACACCUCUUCAAUCCUUAAAUCAACCAAAGUACAGGUCAGCAUUGGCGAAUUCAAAAUGGAAGGCAAAACUCACUCUCUAUGGGACCUUCUUCACUCAAAAUAUAUUAUGGAAGCUAAAAGGAGGGAGCUUCUCGAGAAAUAUGAAUCCAAAUCUAUAACCUGGGAAGAAAUGUUCAAAAUAAUUACCACGAUCAUCCAAGAAACUGAGGAAAAGAGCAGAAAUAUCAAGUUUAGUGGUCUCCGAAAGCAGGUGUCAGCCUCUGAACUGCUGAAAUCUGAAAUUAUCGACCAAGACACACUUCUUGAAUUAGCACAAGGAACCAAAACCUUAGAAGAAGUGACACAAAUGAACACAGUGAAGAGAUAUCUGGAGGGAUCUAAGUGCAUUGCUGGUGUUCUUGUUCCAUCCAAGACUGACCCAACCAAGAAUGAGAAAAUGAGCAUUUAUGAUGCCAUGUUGAGGCGUAUUUUGAGACGAGGGACCGCUCUGGUUUUACUUGAGGCACAAGCAGCCACCGGCUUCAUUAUUGACCCAAUAAAAAACACUAAACUGACCGUAGAUGAAGCAGUAGCAGCUCAUGUGUUUGGGCAAGAGCUUCAUUUAAAACUCCUGUCUGCAGAGAAGGCUGUGACUGGCUACACUGACCCCACCACAAACCAGAAGAUUUCCUUGUUCCAGGCAAUGCAGAAAGACCUCAUCGUCAAGGAUCAUGGUAUUCGUCUGCUGGAAGCUCAGAUUGCCACUGGAGGUAUCAUUGAUCCAGUGCACAGCCAUCGUGUCCCCGUGGAAGUGGCCUAUAAGCGAGGUUACUUUGACAAAGAGAUGAACCAGAUUCUUUCCGAUCCCUCAGAUGACACCAAAGGCUUCUUUGAUCCAAACACUCAUGAAAAUCUAACCUACCUGCAGCUGCUCCAGAGAGCUGUCCAAGACCCUGACACAGGACUGCUUAUGUUGGCGGUGACCCAAAAAUAAAUCAACUUUAACAAGUUUUGCUUUUGAAAACUUAAGAUAAGAGCUAUAUUUCCAGCCAUAAAAUUUGUUGUGCCCAUAACGAAAGAAAAUCGUUCUCCUUGCAUGUGUUUAUGUGGCAUCUCGAACUUUCUCUAAGGGAAAAACUAGUGUGCAGGCUUUAUUGGUUCUUUAUGGCUAUGGGCUAGGCCUCAGCGGGAAUUACUGGCUUGUGCGUUAUGCCUUUUGCUUUUAUACCUGAGGUAAAAAAAAAUUGAAUAAUUUGCUACCUAACAAUAUUCCUCCUUUUCUUGAACGUUUUUCCAGAAGUGAGAUGGCUCCCGUUAAUUGUCCUAACGAGUGUCAUGCUGGCUCAUCAGGCCAGGCCGAGAAUGAUCAACCUCAGCACCUUACAAAUGUGUUCAUUGUGGACAUUGCUCCAGCAGACUCUCGGGUUCCUUUCUGUUUAGUAAUUGGCCAAUUUCAAAUGUAGAAAGAUGAUUCGAUUUCUCCUCCUCCAGUAAUGUUCUCAUAUUGAAAGUAAACAUCAAUAAUGUAAAUGUCCGCUGUGCUUUAUACUGCAUGUCCCUGAAGCAUCAUCUACUUGAAGUAUUAAUAAACUCACACUUUUUCAUUUUC
This is a messenger RNA of Bufo gargarizans (Asiatic toad), 18822 nucleotides long. It is a transcript of the gene EPPK1, whose product is annotated as epiplakin 1. The transcript is spliced from 2 exons. Gene Ontology annotation, molecular function: keratin filament binding; structural molecule activity. Lineage: Eukaryota; Metazoa; Chordata; Amphibia; Anura; Bufonidae. Gene Ontology annotation, biological process: wound healing; intermediate filament bundle assembly. Bases 151 to 18207 code for a protein of 6018 amino acids. Gene Ontology annotation, cellular component: cytoskeleton; membrane; cell junction. The record is from RefSeq and is a predicted model, not a curated record.